GCGACCAUCGCAUCAUCGGGCAUUCCUGUCCUCGUAGGCAGCAGUAAGCAGAAUAUUGGGGUGCAGCUUGUCAUGGAUGCCCUUGUACAGUACCUGCCAGACCCAUCUCAGCGCUCCCCACCACCUAUAAUCGCACACUACAUGAAACGUCUUCACAACUCGGCGUCUGCUUCCAAGCCUCGUCCUGAUACUACACUGAAUGCACUCCCCAUGCUUUUGGUUUUCAAGAUCCUUUUUGACUCCCACUGGGGUGCGCUAACCUUGGCGCGAGUUUACUCGGGCAACGUGGUUGCCGGCGCUCAAAUAUCCAAUUGGACCAGACAGGAUGAGCAGAUUGAGGGGAACGAGAAUGUUGGCCGGGUUCUCCAAAUCAACGGUGAUUCUUACACGGCGCUGCGGUCGGCUGGACCGGGCUGUAUUGUGGCACUCACGAGCCUACAGUCUACACGCACAGGAGACGUGCUGGGACCCCCGGGAAAUAUGUUCAGAGUCACAGAGACGGCAAAAACGCCACAAGGUAUUUUGGCCAACGACCAUCUGGACUCUGCUUCGGAGCAAGACCUUGGAUUUUACGUGCCCACACCAGUAGUUCAUGCCGCCCUAGAGCCGCGCAGUGUUUCAGCAAUCCGCGGGCUAGAACGUUCUUCUUUUAUCCUUCGAAGUUCCAAGUCCGGCUGCUGGUCUGCCUUCGUGGCUCUGCAUUAA
Dibothriocephalus latus is the source of this 705-nucleotide messenger RNA. NCBI's taxonomy places the organism in Eukaryota, Metazoa, Platyhelminthes, Cestoda, Diphyllobothriidea, Diphyllobothriidae. The record is from the annotation of a GenBank genome assembly.